AUGUAUGUUCUUCCGAUAGUCGAGUACUGUAACCCCGUCUGGAGCCCCUACCUGGUUAAGGACAUUCAGAAGAUUGAAAAAGUUCAGAAAUCGUUCACUAGAAUUUUGUAUUAUCGAGCGUUUCCAAGUGUCGAUUACCCUCGAUCGUUACCAGACUACCAGACUCGACUUCGGGUGCUGAUCUUGAAGAGCCUGUUUCAGCGGCGUGUUGAAGCUGAUCUUGUUUUAGCAUUUAAGCUUCUGAAAAGUGAAUUGCGUUUGAAGCCUUCCCAGUUCUGGAUAUUCCGGCCAUCUCGUGGACGAAGAGGCACCUUCAAUGUUUUCAAUCACAAAAUGGGCAACAGAUGUCGGGAACUACGAGCUAACAGUUAUAUAAUACGAACUACGAAGUGGCUGCAAUCGUUGCCUUCCCAUCUUCUGGUGUUCGACAACUCAGCACAAUUCAAGAAGGCUGUCGCAAAAUCCAAUAUUUUGAGUCUGUUGGGCAUCGCCGACGUAUCUUGA
Molecule: messenger RNA, 504 nt
Organism: Haemonchus placei
Lineage: Eukaryota; Metazoa; Nematoda; Chromadorea; Rhabditida; Trichostrongylidae
Source: the annotation of a GenBank genome assembly